This is a messenger RNA of Micromonas commoda, 1139 nucleotides long. RefSeq lists its product with no specific name. The coding region runs from base 188 to 961 and encodes 257 amino acids. The record is from RefSeq and is a predicted model, not a curated record. NCBI's taxonomy places the organism in Eukaryota, Viridiplantae, Chlorophyta, Mamiellophyceae, Mamiellales, Mamiellaceae. The transcript is spliced from 2 exons.
CGCGCGAGCCCUCACGCACGGCACGCGCCUCACAGAACACUCCGGCCGGCUCUCCCUCGUCGGUGAACCGCACGCGCGCGUCUCUCGCGCCUCUUCCGCACACGCAAACGCGGGCGACCGGCCACCGAGUUCCGGCCGGUUUUGACAAUCAAUCGAUAGAGAAAACGCCGACAGGACAUCGGUCGGCAUGGUAUCCCCGCUCGCGACGGUGACCGGGGCGACGGUGGCGACGGCGGUGGCGCUUCGUGGCACCCACAGACGUACAAAAAGCGGCGGGCGCGGACGCGGCGCGUCCCCCCGCUCGGACAAAGCCCCUGCCGCGAUUCCCCGGGACGCCGAAGCCGUGACUCGGCGUGGGCUGACGAGGACGAAAGCCUCGGAACGCGAGGAGGGCGACGUCGCCGACGGCGACCGACGCGCGUUUUUCGCCGCGGCGACCGGUCUGUUCUCUCCCCACGCGCUCAAAGUCGACGCGAACCGCGACGCGCGAAGCAACAUCCCGCUCGGACCCGCGUGCCUCCUCGACGACGCGAACGACGCAUCGCGCGCGGACGCCCCGGCUCCCGCCAGAGGCGGCGGUGCGGGCCGAAUCUGGGGCAACGGGGUGCUCGCGCUCAUGCUGGGAGCCGCCGGGUUCGGGCGCGUGCACCACGCCCCCAUGAACGACUACGCUCACGCCGCGGUGACGACGGGCACCGUCGCCAAGGGCGGGGUAUCGUCCAAGGCUGGCGGCGUGGGUGCCCGGGAUGGAGGCGGCCGAGGAGGAAUGGAGCCGAGCGCCGCGCACAUCGAGGAGCACGGCGGGUCGAGGGUGUACAGCAAGUCGCUGCUCCCGGGGGUGAAGAGCGCCAAGGGGAAGCUCCGGCAGCAUCCGGACCACAUCGGGCCGGUGCCCAACCCUCACUUCGAGGACGUGGUGUGCAGCAAGUGGUUCGUGGGGUCGCUCAACGCCAUCGGGUGAUUCCGACAAACCGAAACGAGACCCCGUCUCUCGCCGCCCAUUCUUUUUUCCUUCGCCUCGACGCGACCAAAGCCGCGGUCGACGCUUCUAACGACUUUUACCCGGUGAACUUUCACCGAAGCGAACGGCUGUAUAAACAGUUCUAAAAAAGUAGAUUGUAAGAUAGUCUAUACGACAC